Messenger RNA from Lineus longissimus, 3775 nucleotides. Its product is annotated as myogenesis-regulating glycosidase-like. Gene Ontology annotation, biological process: carbohydrate metabolic process. The transcript has 2 exons. Gene Ontology annotation, molecular function: hydrolase activity, hydrolyzing O-glycosyl compounds. NCBI's taxonomy places the organism in Eukaryota, Metazoa, Nemertea, Pilidiophora, Heteronemertea, Lineidae. The coding region runs from base 996 to 3023 and encodes 675 amino acids. The record is from RefSeq and is a predicted model, not a curated record.
CUAGUAGAGCAGACGAUAUUUGAUAUUCACGUUGCAUUGUGGGAAGAGCAUAAAAUGAUAAUUUUGACAUCCACUGUGAUAUUAUCUAUCAAUUUGUGAAAAAUGGGACCAAAUAUUUAAUAGAAACCCAUUUGAGGUGUUCCCUCAUCAUCACAAGAACUAAUUAACAUAUAGUAAGAUAGACUAUUUGGUCAAGAGCUUAUAUAUGUGCUGCAAAUGAAUCUGAGAAGCAAUAAGCAGAUACAUAAGAUACAUUGUUGUCCUGUAUUGCAUACAGGGUGUUUCAAAAAAUGGCAACUUGUGACUUGAACAGGAAUGGAGUUUUUUGAUAGGGGUCUACUAAUUAUGGAAUAAAACAAUACUGCCAACCUUACAUUAGUAAUACACUCCAAGACGAGGGAUAAGGUAAUUCGGGCCUGUUGGCCUAACGAUGUGAUCAUGACCUGAGCCUGAGGAGCGAUCUAUUAAUAGGAUUGGAGGGAUUUGUUGCCUAGCCACAAUUAGUUAAUAGCUCAGAGUUCCUGUCUGAGGGUGUUGGAGAUUGACACCUGAAAGUCUACACAAACGGUUGAAUGUUUAAUAUGUGUAUUUUCUGAUGCGGAGCUCCUCUUUCAAAGGUUCACUAUGUCCUUUAACUUGGGUUGAGAUGUCCGCUUCAGAACUCCAGAGGAGAAUUGUCUCAUGAUGAUACCAGGCUGUCGCACAUGAUAUGUCCACAGUUCGGCCUGCAGAUGGCGAGCUGUGGGAUGUAUCGCUCAGAAUAAUGUACACAAACGUUUUACAAACUUGGUGCACAUCUCUAGCACCUUCUACACAGGAACUGUAAAUACCCAGCAUUAUCUUGAGACACACCCUCCUUCCUUGAGAAUUUGAAAUCUGGUUUAUCCGACAUUUUACAGUGCAUGAUUCCUUUGCAUGUUCUCUCGGUGUUGUCACCUAAUUUUCCCUGUUUCUCCUUCUGGGUUUGAAUGGUCUCCACUCCUAAUUGAACCACCAUGAAAUACGCCCUGAUGACCCUCAUACUCGCUAUAAUCCUAUGGUACGCUAAAAACUUAUACAUGUAUUACCAACAGCAACCCACCGACCGGCCAACAAUGACGUACAUCGAGACAUCAGGUCUGCACAUCGACCUUCAUAGCCGGAGAUUAACCUUGAAGAACCCGAGUGGAAAAUUGCUACUGACUGGUGACAUCGGGAAAUUUCUUGAUCAAGAUGCGGCUUUUAAAUGCUCAGAAGGUUCAGGGCUGAUUUGUGCAAAAUGGGACAAUACCGCAACACUUAAAGUCCUCACCCGGGAACUGCAGGAUGGUAUCAUUUGCUAUGAUAUUCAAUGGGACGCUUUGAACCCCAAAGUCGUACCGGUUGAUAGUGUUAAUAUAGGUUCAGGGCAUUGGUACGGUGGACCAGAACUUUACGAACAACAUUGGCCAAUCAAUGAGCAGAAAGUUUUAAUGCAGCCGUAUGUCACCAAUGACUAUCUCCAGGCAACAACAAGUCCAUAUUAUGGAUCUGUCCUAGAACGCUAUUGGUUGAAUUCUGCAGGGGUUGGCGCAACUGUUGCUUUGGAUGUUCCGCUUCAUAUGUCAGCAAAUGCGCAGAAUGACGGGAAGUUUACUUUCAAGUCUGAAUAUUCUUUGCCAUAUGAGAACCUGAGCUCGAGAUUACCACAUCUGCAUUAUACACUAUGCGUUGGGCAUGAUAUGAAAUCUGUCCAUCAAUAUAUGCAGAAGACGUAUCUUGGCUGGCCGAUGGAUACUCCUGAUAUUCGCAUGCUCAAGUCACCUGUUUGGUCAACUUGGGCAAGGUAUAAAAUGCAUGUGAAUCAAGAAAAGGUUCUCCAGUAUGCCCAGGAAAUCAUGGAUCAUGGUUUUCCUAACAGCCAGUUGGAAAUUGAUGAUAUGUACACAACCAAAUAUGGAGAAUUCGAUUUCGAUACAACGAAAUUCCCUGAUGCUAAAACCAUGGUGAAGACACUUCAUAGAAAUGAAUUUCGUGUCACAGCUUGGAUUGUACCAUUCGCUAAUACUGAUACAAAUGCAUUCAAUGAAGGAAUGAGCAGGGGCUUCUGGGUAAAGGAUAAACGUGGACGUGUCCCAGCACUCACAAAAUGGUGGCAAGGCGUCGGUGGGUUAAUUGAUGUGACAAAUCCUGAUGCCGUCAACUGGUUCGUCUCGAGGCUGAAGAAGUUCCAAAAGACAUACAAUCUUGAUUCCUUCAAAUUUGAUGCUGGGGAGUCUUUCUAUGUUCCUCACUGCAUCACCACACAUUCCCAGAUGGCAAAUCCCUCAGAAUACACAACUAAAUAUGCCGCUCUUGUGGUGCAGUUUGGCGCAAAUGUGGAACUCCGCGCUGCCUAUCAGUCGCAGAAAUACCCAAUAUUCGUCAGGAUGUUUGAUAAGGAUUCAUACUGGGGUUACAACAAUGGAUUAAAAACCCUCAUUCCAACAGUCUUCCAGUUCGGAAUCCUUGGAUACCCAUACAUUCUCCCAGAUAUGAUUGGUGGAAAUGCCUACGGUUGGACGACAGACUCAACCGGCUCUGUUGAUCCGCAGUCUUUUGCAAGCGGAGACCCUGUUCUUCCAGAUCGAGAGUUAUACAUCCGUUGGAUGCAGUUGACAACAUAUUUACCCAGCAUGCAGUUCUCGCUUGCACCAUGGCAGUAUGAUGAGGAGGUGGUGGAGAUUGCACGGCGGAUGAUGAAGAUACAUGAGGAGGUUGUGACGCCCAUUAUUCUUGAGGCAGCUAAGCAGACAAAGGAAGAUGGCUCGCCAAUCAUCCGGCCACUCUGGUGGCUAGAUACCCAAGAUGACAACUGUCUGAACAACGAUUCCGAGUUCCUUGUCGGUGAUGAAAUCUUAGUCGCACCAGUCCUGGACGAGGGGGCCAAGUCUCGUGAUAUCUACAUCCCUCGUGGCAUCUGGCUUGACGAACAGACAAGGGAGACACUCCACGGUCCAACAUGGCUGAGAAAAUACCCCGCUCCGCUGACGACUGUUCCCACAUUUCGUGCUGUGCGGAACUGAGCAUUUAUGAACUUUAUAAGUCUUCCAUUUUCGUUAUUCUGAACUCUUUCUCGGGAAACUUACAAUGGUUGCUGAGGGUGACCCAAAAGGCAACUGCAGCCUUGAAGACGAUAGCCCAGAAUUAUAUCUGCAUUCCAAUUCUAACAACUGAAGUAUUUUCAGGUUUAAUCAAUACAAUCAUAUUUUUUCUUAAAAUCUAUAUUUUUUGUUGAUAAUUAAAUAAUUCAAGGCUGAUUAUGACUAGUAGUUCAUAUUUUGGUUCUUGAUAUAUUUGAUUUGAUUUUGUUGAGAUUUUCGAGAUAUAUAUUUAUGGACAUAGUUUUUGUCCCAUCAUUUGAGUAAUAUAUUCAAUAUAGUCUUGAAAUGCCUGCCCAAGUUUAGGAACUAUAUCUGCUAGUCAAUGAGUGAUACACUUGUGAUACUGAUCAGGCCAACAGACAGUUAUUAAAGGAGAAGUACCCGUCAUGAUCAUAACUGUGACACUGAGCUGCAAAAGACUGUUCAUCAGGGAACCUCAAAAAUGCAAUUGAAUGUGGAUUACAGUACAAAAAUGCAAUUGAAUGUGGAUUACAGUACAAAAAUGCAAUUGAAUGUGGAUUACAGUACCUGAUAUAAUUCAUAACAGGGAGAGUGCUCAAACACCUUUUGUCUUUAUGAUAUACCAGGGAGCAAGCGAUAAUAAGUUGUUUAAAAGGAUGGGGCAGCGUUUUUUCCUUUUAUCAAAAAUCGGUCAAUAAAUAAUUUUUAUUUCA